GGCAGACGCUGGAGCUCAAGCCCGCCAUGGAACAACGCAAACAUCUGCUCUUACAAAAGGUAGAUGAGGUGAAUGUGCUGAAGGAAGAGUUUGAGCAGAACAGCCAGGUGCUGGAGGCCCAGAUGCAGGCUUACCACCCAUCCACACUGCAGGACAACCUGCGUGUGGCCACACAGGCCGCAGAGGAGGAGGCCGACACCAUCGCCCAGCAGUUUCUCGACGGCAAACUAAGCACAGAUCUGUUCCUUGCCAAGUUCAUGGAAGUAAGAACGUUGGGUCACGUUAGGCGAGUGAAGGAAGAGAAGCUGCACGCCCAGCUCCAAGAGCUGCAUAGGCACGGUUUCUGAUGAAGGUGCGAACAAAGAUGUGCACAUGCCUCGUCAGCUGGCCUCCAGCUUCUGGAUGCGCAUUAUCGUCAUGCUGCACAUGUGACACUCAUCAGUGUACAUAUAUGUGGGCUCAUGGCAGCCUGUUCUUUUUUGCACUCAGUGAACGAGAAGAGCGGCCUUUUUUUUUUUAUAUCAAGCAAAUUAACUCGUGUACAUAUACCUAGACAAAUAAUACUUAUUUAUAAAUGCAAAGCAGCUGCUAAUGACAGAAGACAAUGCUGUGAAAUAUGAAAAGGAAGUGCCCAGGUGUUUUUACCUAGAGAAGUGAAUCGAACAGCUUUUCUUUUUUUACAACUGUCUGGCAAAGAAUAAAACAAAUGCUGUUUUGCA
This is a messenger RNA of Dermacentor silvarum, 719 nucleotides long. RefSeq names its product vacuolar protein sorting-associated protein 37A-like. Gene Ontology annotation, cellular component: ESCRT I complex. NCBI's taxonomy places the organism in Eukaryota, Metazoa, Arthropoda, Arachnida, Ixodida, Ixodidae. Gene Ontology annotation, biological process: ubiquitin-dependent protein catabolic process via the multivesicular body sorting pathway; protein targeting to vacuole; protein targeting to membrane. The record is from RefSeq and is a predicted model, not a curated record. The transcript has 4 exons. The coding region runs from base 27 to 347 and encodes 106 amino acids.